Symbiodinium sp. CCMP2456 is the source of this 2228-nucleotide messenger RNA. Lineage: Eukaryota; Dinophyceae; Suessiales; Symbiodiniaceae. The record is from the annotation of a GenBank genome assembly.
AUGGCAGCUUCUCGCCACAUUCCUUCGCCUGCGAGCCGACGCAAUGUCAGCAACUGGGGCAGAUCCAUCCCUUCUCCAUGCCUCAGUAUGAUGACUCCUGUUCGAACCACCUUUUUGGCGACAUUUGUACCGCUUUCUGUGAGACUGGCUGGGACAUCGUGGGCGAUGCCAUCGUCUACUAUUGCGAUGCCCGCGACAACACCAGCGCUGGGUAUGCUGAGUUCGGGAGCAACAUCGCUGCCCAAGACUCACAGGGGCCGGUUCCGUGGUCGAAAAUUCAGGCCAGCCGCAACCUUGACGUGCACUGUGGAGGGUUCUUUCGUCGGCGUGGUGCCAGAAGCCGCAGAGGCGACCUGCCCAACGCCGGACUUCGGCAAUGGCACCGCAAGCACCUGUGCCGGUCGAGCAAUAGGCGAAGAGUGCUAUGCUUACUGUCUGAGUGGUUUUACUGGGUCUCCGCAGUUGUACACGUGCGUUGCAAAUGCCACGACCGGGAUCAUCGAUGUGCAGCCAAGUGCUGCUGACAUCUCCUGCACGCCGGAGGCCGACCGACGACUGUCGCUGACGGCAGCAAGGCGUUUGUCAACGCCCUGUGAUGGAGCCUCCAUGACUAACUUUGGCCUCCAUUCGGCGGAGUUUGUGCACAGCUGCGAUGCGGUGGUGCAUGACGACGUGUGCAUCAGCCAUUGUGGCCGCGGCUAUGAGAUGAGCGGCGACCCAACCGUGCUGGUCUGUGACAAUGGCACCCUCACCGGUGGUGUCUUGCCGACUUGCACACCGUUGCCAUGCAUCUACGGCGUGCCAAGUGCGCUCGGUGUUGAACACGAUUGCCACAAUGCCACGACGGGCGGCAAUUGCACAGCAGGUUGCACGGUGGAGGGCUUCGGAUAUGCUUCCGGUGGAGCCGAGCAGUUCAAGUGUGAAGCGACAGGAGAAUUCAACGGCACAAUUCCUUCCUGCCAGCGGGUUAUGUGCACAGACCUCGUCUUGGCAUCCCGAUUUUCGCACAACUGUGUCGGCAUGGCUUUCGAGGACACCUGUGGCGUCAGUUGCGCCAAGGGCUGGACCUUGCAAGGCUUUGGAUCCCAGUUUGAGUGCCAGGCCCAUGGCAACAUCACUGGCAUUCUGCCCAAUUGCGUGGGCAACCCUUGCGAGAACACCAUCCCACAGGAUCAGGCAUUCUCGGGUGAGGACUGUGAUGGAUUGACUACCGGCCUAACCUGUGAGGUGACUUGCAAGCCGGGGAGCACACCUAACUCGGCCAUGAUGACUUGCGAUGACAGUGGACACCUGCAUGGGACUCUCCCGAUUUGCAGACCUGCGCUGUGCCCGGCCAGCACGGCUUUGGAGGACCCGUCGUUGGAUCACAACUGUCAGGAUGUCCCCUUCGGACGGAGCUGCAGCGUGUUCUGUGCGGAGGGGUAUCAGCUCAAUGGAACUGAUUUCGGGGAGGUCUGGGACUGUGUUCUCGAUGGUUCUGGUCAACCAAUCCUUUCAGGCGCGAUCCCACCUUGUGAGCGCAUUACUUGCGCCAGCCUGAGCCAAAGCGACGUGUUGGUGGACAACUGCACGAACAUCCCAGCCGGCUCGUCCUGUGAGCAGCACUGCCAGGAGGGAUACGCACCGGUCAAUGCCUCCGUCGCCGUCUACACCUGCGACAUGUCCGGUCAAAUCGCAAACGACGGCGCGAGUGUAUUCUGUGCAGCUGUCGCCUGCAACACCAGCGUGUCACUUCUGAAUGUGCUGCACACCUGCGAUGGCGUCCUGGCAAACCGCUCCUGCUAUGCCUACUGUCGCGACGGCUUCGAGCUCCAGCAGAAUGAGGUGCCAAUGUGGACAUGUGCCACUGAAGCCAGCGGCCUUGCAGCCGUCAGCGACGUGCCUGCCAUCGAUGGAUAUGCUCUCCGUGGUGUGCUUCCGGUCUGUGUAGCACUACCCUGCCUCUACAACAUUCCUUUCGGCUUCGAGUAUGUGCACGACUGCGACUCGACGCUGACGGAUGCCACGUGCACCGUGGCCUGUGCUGCGGGCUUUGAGGGCCCUUCUAACAUCUGGACUUGCCAACCAGACGGACUGCUGAAUGGCUCUUAUCCGGUAUGCCUGGAGGUCACCACCACGGUGACCUCGGUCACCGCCACGACAACUUCAACGGUCACAAGCUCUACAACAUCAUCAACGACGUUCUGGAACGGAACGGUCUUGCUCCGAGGGUACCUAGACGCUGCGCC